AUGGCUUCCAGUCCAAACGAUUCGGAUCCGAACUCCCAGCAAGGGGACGGCGAUCCGAAUCCAAAUAUCAGUCCUCAAGAAGAGCUGGACUUCUCGAUUUUAUUUGAUUAUGACUAUUCGCAUCCAAUAGCAGAAGAACCGACUCCUUCACAUAAAAUCAUCAGCCCACCCACUGGAGUUACUUACCCUCAUGAUGAUGUCUCGGAUUAUGGCCUCAAGCCAUACCCCUUCGCUUUGUCUAGCCUUUCGGCAGAUCACAUGGGCAGAUAUGGACAGCCAGAUAGCAUAGGGUCAAAAUGCUACUUGGACCCUCUCAAGGCUGCAGGUCCCCCUACCUUGAGCCCUAGGAUUGAGAUAACACCAUCUUAUGAACUGAUUCACUCGGGGGGGCCCUUCAGCAGCAGAGACACAGAUCUAUUGGUAGAGCAUCAGUCCAGCUCAGCUACUGCUAGCCCAAGGUUUACCCUGCCAGUCCCUGGCUUUGAGAGCUACCGAGAACCGCUGUGCCUGAGCCCUCCUAGCAGUGGCUCCUCUGCAAGCUUCAUUUCAGAGACAAAUUUCUCUCCUUAUACUUCACCAUGCGUUUCACCAAAUAAUGGCCCUAGUGAUGACCUUUGUCCACAGUUUCAAAACACCCAUGCUCAUUAUUCCCCUAGAACCUCGCCAAUAAUGUCCCCACAAGCAACUGUCGUGGAGGAUACCUGCUUGGGGCCACGUUCACCAUCACCACGUCCCAACUCAAGGUCGUCAUCGCCAGGUGCAAAACGGAGGUACUCUUGCACUGAGCUCUACGGGAGUCAGCACCCGAACACUUCUCCACGGCAAUCGAGGACCCCUUCUCCACAGGCCUCUCCCCACAUCUCCUUGAGAGAAGAAGGAGCAACAGUCACUUACACCCAGUUGUCCACCUCCUCUAGUCUCAUGGAUGCAAUGAACAAUCUCACCACUGAUCCUUCCUGUGGAGUUCCCACAAAAAUAUGGAGGACCACCCCGGAUCCUUCGCCGAUGGCUUCCCACAAAGCCAGUAUGCCAUGUCAUGUGCUUCAACCCAUUGAAUACAUUGGGUCUUGUGAGCAGGACAACCGAAGGAACCCACCACCAGAUUCAAUCCUUUUAGUGCCACCAUCUUGGCCAAAGCAGCUGAUGCCUGCGAUACCCAUCUGCAGCAUUCCUGUUCAGUCUCUUCCACCGCUUGAGUGGCCCCUUUCCAGCCAUUCAGGCUCUUACGAAUUACAGAUUGAGGUGCAACCCAAACCCCACCAUCGGGCUCAUUAUGAGACAGAAGGGAGUCGAGGGGCAGUCAAAGCACCAACAGGGGGACACCCUGUGGUUCAGCUUCAUGGUUAUAUGGACCACAAGCCGCUGGGCCUUCAGAUCUUCAUUGGAACAGCAGAUGAGCGGAUUCUUAAACCACAUGCUUUUUACCAAGUCCAUCGCAUCACGGGGAAAACAGUCACUACCACGAGCUUUGAGAAAAUCAUUGGUAACACCAAAGUGCUGGAAAUCCCUCUGGAGCCAAAAAACAACAUGAAAGCAACCAUUGACUGCGCAGGAAUUCUCAAGCUGAGGAAUGCAGACAUUGAAUUACGGAAAGGAGAAACAGAUAUUGGCCGAAAGAACACUCGUGUGCGAUUGGUGUUCCGUGUGCAUAUCCCUGAAUCCAGUGGCCGGAUAGUGUCUUUGCAAAUUGCAUCCAACCCCAUUGAGUGCUCCCAACGCUCUGCUCAUGAACUUCCGAUGGUUGAAAGACAAGAUGUUGACACCUGCCUUGUAUAUGGUGGACAGCAAAUGAUUUUAACUGGCCAGAAUUUUACUGCAGAAUCCAAAGUCGUCUUCACAGAGAAGACACCAGAUGGGCAGCAGGUUUGGGAGAUGGAGGCCACAGUGGACAAAGAUAAGAGCCAAUCUAAUAUGCUGUUUGUAGAGAUUCCAGAAUAUCGGAACAAGCACAUUCGUGCCCCUGUCAAGGUGAAUUUCUAUGUGAUCAAUGGGAAACGGAAAAAAAGUCAGCCACAGCAUUUUACCUACCAUCCAGUGCCUUCCAUCAAAACAGAGCCUAUUGACGACUAUGAUCCAAGUUUAAUCUGCAAUACAGUACACAGUGGUCUGAGAACAGUAACACAGCCUUAUUAUUCACAUCAUACAAUGGUCUCAGAAUCUCCUUCCUGUCUUGUGGCUACAAUGGCUUCUUGCCAGCAGUUGCAUUCAAAUCUCUCUUCUCCUGAAUCCCAAUAUCCUUCACAAAACCCAGGAGCUAUAAUAUAUCAAAGAAGCAAGAGUCUCAGUCCAAGCCACCUGGGCUACCAGCAGUCCAACUUGAUGGGUGCCCAGGUUUCCAUCCCAGAUGUUCAUAGGUCAGUGCUCAUGCACACAGGGUCCCCUAGCCAAAGUUCAGCGAUGCUCCAUCAUUCUCCAGCUAAUCAGCCAUCUUCUCCAGUGAUUCAUUGCUCUCCCACAGCCAAUCAUCAGCUGAGAUGUGAAAGCCAUCAAGAGUUUCAGCAUAUAAUGUGUAGUGAAAAUUUCACAUCCAGUGGAGUGAGGCCCCACCAGCCUCAGGUGAGCCAAGCACAAAGGUUAAGCCCAAGUUCAUAUCCCACUGUGAUUCAGCAGCAGAGAACAGCCAAAAACGGACCACCAGUAAGUGAUCAGAAGGAAGUGGUGUCAGCUGGAGUCACUGUAAAACAGGAACAGAAUCUCGACCAAGCUUAUUUGGAUGAUGUUAAUGAAAUUAUCAGGAAAGAGUUUUCUGGACUCCCUGCCAGAAGUCAGACAUAGAAGAUGAGAUUUGUGAGACAACUUUUGCAGAAUUCUUCCAUACCUGACUUCUUAGAUUCUUCUCCUGUCCUGCCUGCCUUUUGUUUCCUCAACCGAUCAUCUCAAGGCACCGGUUCAACACCAGGAACAAUGCACUGGCAUCCUGCUGACAGUUCUGAGUAAGCCACUCAGCACCUCUCGCUGCACACAUGAAACAAAACUCUCUUCCUUCUGUCCAAAGAUCAUGCAGUUCUCACGUAACCUUGCAAGUGCCUGACGCAGCUUAUUGAGAUGUCUAUGGAUGCAUACAUGGAUUGGAAACAGCAAUGGGGAGAAGGGGCAUCAGUCCAGAAACUUGUGUUGAGCUGAAGUAUGGUUGUGUAUGUGAAUGCAUGUUAUGGACGCUGGAUGAAUUUUAUAAUUGCCAACUCAACAGAAAACCAUGAGCUAGAUUUCUCAAAUGGUCACAUACACAGCCAGAAACAAAAUUUAAAACUUUGAGCACUCAAGCCUUGAACCCCCCGAAUGUAAGGGGACAGAUCUGCAUUUCCAACAUUAUUUUUAUUCUUUUCCAAACAGAAGCAUGGCCCUUACUCUGCACAGUUUCACAGGUGUUUUUAAAAAACCCUCGCAGUGCAACAAGGAGGCUGCUGCAAUGGAAAACAGAUGAAAAUCAU
This is a messenger RNA of Candoia aspera, 3431 nucleotides long. It is a transcript of the gene NFATC2, whose product is annotated as nuclear factor of activated T cells 2. The record is from RefSeq and is a predicted model, not a curated record. Gene Ontology annotation, molecular function: DNA-binding transcription factor activity, RNA polymerase II-specific; transcription factor binding; RNA polymerase II cis-regulatory region sequence-specific DNA binding. Lineage: Eukaryota; Metazoa; Chordata; Lepidosauria; Squamata; Candoiidae. The coding region runs from base 1 to 2775 and encodes 924 amino acids. The transcript has 10 exons. Gene Ontology annotation, cellular component: transcription regulator complex. Gene Ontology annotation, biological process: regulation of transcription by RNA polymerase II; calcineurin-NFAT signaling cascade; cytokine production.